AAUCAUCAAUGAUGCAAUUAUUUCAUGCACAGAUUGCUGGAAGUGUGUUAGAAGUAGUUCUGUAUGUUAUUACAAAUCAUUUAACUAGUCUGAUUAUUGGUGUCGAAAGAUACGGCAUGGUUUUAAGCAAAGUACAGAGAGUAGAGCUUUAAAACUGCAAAGUCACAGCUUCACAUAAACAAUAUGUUUAUUCCAUCUCUCUCUCUCUCUCUCUCUCUCUCUCUCUCUCUCUCUCUCUCUCUCUCAUCUGCUCACUGAAAACCAGGAAGUUUGUGGAUUCGGGAGAAAUGAAACCUAUUUCCCUGCUACAUGAGCCUCUGCUUAAGGAUCCACACUCUUCUAGUUUGGUUAAAGCUGUAAAGGAGGGAAUAUUUUACUUGUUAUUCUGUCAAAGCAGGCUACUUCUUCAGAAAUGGCAGAGUCUGCAGUGAGUCAGUAUGUGGAUCAGUUCAGCUGUCCAGUCUGUUUGGAUCCUCUGAAGGAGCCGGUGACGAUUCCCUGUGGACACAGUUACUGUAUGAGCUGUAUUACUGACUGCUGGGGCCAGAAGGAGCAGGGGCCGCCGUACCGCUGUCCCCAAUGCAGAGAGAGCUUCAGUCAGAGACCUCUACUGAAGAAGAACACUCUGAUAGCUGAGAUGAUGGAGACGCUGCAGAAGACGUCCCUACAAACGGCUGCUGUGGAGUGUGAUGUUUGCACUACAGAGAAGAACAGAGCUGUAAAGUCCUGUCUGCAGUGCUUGGCCUCCUUCUGUCAAACUCACCUGCAGCUUCACUAUGAAUCUCCUGCGUUUAUGAAGCACAAACUAGUCGAAGCUUCCAGAAACAUUCAGGAGAACAUCUGCCUCAGUCAUGGGAAACUUCUGGAGAUUUACUGUCAGGAUGAUCAUCAAUGCAUUUGUUGUUUGUGUACUGAUAAUCAUAAAGGACACAGUGUGGUGUCUGUGGAUUCAGAAUGGACUAGUAAAAAGAAAGAGUUAAAGGAGAUAAAGGAGGAGUGUCAGAAGCUGAUCCAGGAGCGAGAGAGAGGUCAGCGGGACCUCAGUGAAGCUGUGAAGCUUCUUAAAAGUUCAGCUCUAGAGACCAUGGAGGACAUUGAGAAGGUCUUCACUGAGCUCAUCUGCUCUCUUGAGAAGAAACGCUCUGAGAUUAAAGAGCAGAUCAGAGCUCAGGAGAAGACUGAGAUAGAUCGAGCAGAGGAACUUCACAAACAUCUGGAUCAAGAGCUGACAGAACUCAGAAAAAGACAAGCAGAGAUUGAGAAACUUCUGAUUACUGAUGAUCAGGUCAUUUUUCUGAAGAGCUGUCAGUCUGUGUGUGUUUUACCCACAUUUGAAGACGUUCCCAGCUUCACUCAACACACUCAUCUGUCUUUUAAAGACAUUUCAAUCUCAGCAUUCAAAGAGGUUUUGGAGGAUGUCUUGACUCAACAACAAACCACCAAAAUAUCUCAAGAAGUGUCAGAUGUUACAAAGGCUCUACAACCAAAGACCCAGAAUGAGUUUUUGCAGUAUUUCUGUGAACUUCACCUGGAUCUAAACACUGCAAACAAAAACCUCAUAUUGUCAGAAAACAACAGGAAAAUAUCAUGUUCUGAUAAAGAUCAGCAGUAUCCUGAUCAUCCAGAGCGAUUUAAUGUGUUUCCCUACAUCUUGUCUAAAGAGGGUUUGUGUGAUCGCUGUUACUGGGAGGUCGAGUGCAGUGGGGACAUUUGGGCUGUAGCAGUUUGUUACAAAAGAAUUAGACGUAAAGGAAACCGCAAUGACUGUAGACUUGGCUUCAACAAAAUAUCCUGGAGAUUGGGGUAUUUUCUGCAGAAUUUUAGUUUCAUACAUGCUAAAGCUGAAGUCUUGAUCCCUGCUGUCUGCUCCUCUAGAAUAGGAGUGUAUCUGGAUCACAGAGCAGGAACUCUGUCCUUCUACAGCGUCUCUGACACAAUGACUCUCCUUCACAGAGUCCAGACCACUUUCACUGAACCCUUAUACCCUGCUUUUGGGGUUUUAGAUGGUUCAUCUGUCAGGAUCAUAGAGCAGAGAAGAGUUCAGACAGACCAGAAAAAAAUAUACCCUUAUUACAGGACAGAGACUGAGAAUCUGUUCAUCUUUGAACACUGCAAAGAAAUGGCAGAGUCUGCAGCGAGUCAGUAUGUGGAUCAGUUCAGCUGUCCAGUCUGUUUGGAUCCUCUGAAGGAGCCGGUGACGAUUCCCUGUGGACACAGUUACUGUAUGAGCUGUAUUACUGACUGCUGGGGCCAGAAGGAGCAGGGGCCGCCGUACCGCUGUCCCCAAUGCAGAGAGAGCUUCAGUCAGAGACCUCUACUGAAGAAGAACACUCUGAUAGCUGAGAUGAUGGAGACGCUGCAGAAGACGUCCCUACAAACGGCUGCUGUGGAGUGUGAUGUUUGCACUACAGAGAAGAACAGAGCUGUAAAGUCCUGUCUGCAGUGCUUGGCCUCCUUCUGUCAAACUCACCUGCAGCUUCACUAUGAAUCUCCUGCGUUUAUGAAGCACAAACUAGUAGAAGCUUCCAGAAACAUUCAGGAGAACAUCUGCCUCAGUCAUGGGAAACUUCUGGAGAUUUACUGUCAGGAUGAUCGUCAAUGCAUUUGUUGUUUCUGUAUGAUUGACAAUCAUAAAAAACACAAUGUGGUGUCUGUGGAUUCAGAAUGGACUAGUAAAAAGAAAGAGUUAAAGGAGAUGAAGGUGGAGGGCCAGAAGCUGAUCCAGGAGCGAGAGAGAGGUCAGCGGGAACUCAGUGAGGCUGUGAAGUCUUUUAAAAGUUCAGCUCUAGAGACCAUGGAGAACAUUGAGAAGGUCUUCACUGAGCUCAUCUGCUCUCUUGAGAAGAAACGCUCUGAGAUUAAAGAGCAGAUCAGAGCUCAGGAGAAGACUGAGAUAAAUCGAGCAGAGGAACUUCACAAACAUCUGGAUCAAGAGCUGACAGAACUCAGAAAAAGACAAGCAGAGAUUGAGAAACUUCUGAUUACUGAAGAUCAGAUCCAGUGUCUGAAGAGCUGUCAGUCUGUGUGUGUUUUACCCACAUUUGAAGAUGUUCCCAGCUUCACUCAACACACUCAUCUGUCUUUUAAAGACAUUUCAAUCUCAGUGUUUAAGGAGGUUUUGGAGGACGUCUGUCAACUGCAAACAGCCAAAAUGUCUCGAGAAGUCUCAAAUGUCUAUGUUGUAAAGCCUCCAGAACCAAAGACCCAGAAUGAUUUUUUGCAGUAUUUCUGUGAACUUCACCUGGAUCUAAACACAGCACACAAACACCUCGAACUGUCAGAAGAGAACAGGAAAAUAUCAGGUUCAGAUAAAGCUCAGCGGUAUCCUGAUCAUCCAGAGCGAUUUGAUGAGUUUCCGUACAUUUUGUGUCGAGAGGGUUUGUACGGUCGCUGUUACUGGGAGGUCGAGGGCAGUGGCAAAAACUGGGCUGUAGCAGUUUGUUACAAAGGAAUUGGACGUAAAGGAAACAGCGAAGACUGUGGACUUGGCUCCAACAAAAAAUCCUGGAGAUUGGGCUAUUAUCAGCAUCAUUUCAGUUUCUUACAUGCUAAAACAAAGGUCCGUAUCCCUGCUGCCUCUAGAAUAGGAGUGUAUCUGGAUCACAGAGCAGGAACUCUGUCCUUCUACAGCGUCUCUGACACAAUGACUCUCCUUCACAGAGUCCAGACCACUUUCACUGAACCCUUAUACCCUGCUUUUCUAAAUGGACAAGGUUCAUCUGUCAGGAUCAUAGAACAGAAAAAAAGAUCCAUUAUAAAACUAUUCCCUUAUUACAGGACAGAGACUGAGAAUCUGUUCAUCUUUGAACACUGCAAAAAAAUGUCUGAAUCUGCAGUGAGUCAGUAUGUGGAUCAGUUCAGCUGUCCAGUCUGUUUGGAUCCUCUAAAGGAGCCGGUGACGAUUCCCUGUGGACACAGUUACUGUAUGAGCUGUAUUACUGACUGCUGGGGCCAGAAGGAGCGGGGGCCGCCGUACCGCUGUCCCCAAUGCAGAGAGAGCUUCAGUCAGAGACCUCUACUGAAGAAGAACACUCUGAUAGCUGAGAUGAUGGAGACGCUGCAGAAGACGUCCCUACAAACGGCUGCUGUGGAGUGUGAUGUUUGCACUACAGAGAAGAACAGAGCUGUAAAGUCCUGUCUGCAGUGCUUGGCCUCCUUCUGUCAAACUCACCUGCAGCCUCACUAUGAAUCUCCUGCGUUUAUGAAGCACAAACUAGUCGAAGCUUCCAGAAACAUUCAGGAGAACAUCUGCCUCGGUCAUGGGAAACUUAUUGAGUUUUACUGUCAGGAUGAUCGUCAAUGUAUUUGUUAUUUGUGUAUGAUUGACAAUCAUAACGGACACCGUUUGGUUUCUCUGGAAUCUGAAUGGACAAAUCAAAAGAAAGAGUUAAAGGAGAUAAAGGAGGAGUGUCAGAAGCUGAUCCAGGAGCGAGAGAGAGGUCAGCGGGAACUCAGUGAAGCUGUGAAGCUUCUUAAAAGUUCAGCUCUAGAGACCAUGGAGGACAUUGAGAAGGUCUUCACUGAACUCAUCUGCUCUCUUGAGAGGAAACGCUCUGAGAUUAAAGAGCAGAUCAGAGCUCAGGAGAAGACUGAGAUAGAUCGAGCAGAGGAACUUCACAAACAUCUGGAUCAAGAGCUGACAGAACUCAGAAAAAGACAAGCAGAGAUUGAGAAACUUCUGAUUACUGAUGAUCAGAUCCAGUUUCUGAAGAGCUGUCAGACCGUGUCUGUUUUACCCACAUUUGAAGACGUUCCCAUCACUCAACACACUCGUCUGUAUUUUAAAGACAUUUCAAUCUCAGCAUUCAGAGAGGUUUUGGAGGACGUCUAUCAACAGCAAACAGCUAAAAUAUCACAAGAAGUGUCAAAUGUCCAUGUUGCAAAGACCCAAAAUGAUUUUUUGCAGUAUUUCUGUGAACUUCACUUGGAUCCAGACACUGCAAACAAUAAACUCAAAAUGUCUGAAGACAACAGGAAAAUAUCAUUUACAUAUAAAGACCAACAGUAUCCUGAUCACCCAGAGCGAUUUGAUAGAUAUGUGAAUGUCUUGUGUCAAGAGGGUUUGUGCGAUCGCUGUUACUGGGAGGUCGAGUGCAGUGGGAAGGAUUGGGCUGUAGCAGUUUGUUACAAAGGAAUUGGACGUAAAGGAAACAAUGAUGACUGUAGACUUGGCGGCAACAAGAAGUCCUGGAGAUUCGGCUGCAGUCAACAAAAUUUCUAUUUCAGGCAUGAUAAAUCCCAAGUCUCAAUCCCUGCUGUCUGCUCCUCUAGAAUAGGAGUGUAUCUGGAUCACAGAGCAGGAACUCUGUCCUUCUACAGCGUCUCUGACACAAUGACUCUCCUUCACAGAGUCCAGACCACUUUCACUGAACCCUUGUACCCUGCUUUUUAUUCUGGACAACGUUCAUCUGUCAGGAUCAUAGAAAAGCAGAGUUUAAAAAGAUAAUUUAUCAGAAAAUAUUACUUUAAAAUUUAUAUUGUAUUUAAUAAUUAAAUUUACACUAAUUUAAAUUCAAUAGUAGUUCUGAAUUCUUAAAAUGUUUAGGCCUAUAUAAAAACAACUUACCUAAACUGUAAUUUGUACUUUGGAUGAUGAAAGUCAUGUACUUAGUUAUCACAGGCAGUGAAAAUAACACACCUGUAGUUAAAUCAGAAAAUAAAUCUGUAGUUCAUUAUCAGAUUUUUCAGAA
Messenger RNA from Ctenopharyngodon idella (grass carp), 5690 nucleotides. RefSeq lists its product as uncharacterized. Gene Ontology annotation, molecular function: zinc ion binding; protein binding. NCBI's taxonomy places the organism in Eukaryota, Metazoa, Chordata, Actinopteri, Cypriniformes, Xenocyprididae. The record is from RefSeq and is a predicted model, not a curated record. Bases 413 to 5446 code for a protein of 1677 amino acids. The transcript has 19 exons.